Messenger RNA from Topomyia yanbarensis, 2516 nucleotides. RefSeq lists its product as uncharacterized. Gene Ontology annotation, biological process: axon guidance; intracellular signal transduction. The transcript has 7 exons. Bases 117 to 2516 code for a protein of 799 amino acids. Gene Ontology annotation, cellular component: cytoplasm. Gene Ontology annotation, molecular function: guanyl-nucleotide exchange factor activity. NCBI's taxonomy places the organism in Eukaryota, Metazoa, Arthropoda, Insecta, Diptera, Culicidae. The record is from RefSeq and is a predicted model, not a curated record.
UACUGAUCCAUUUUCGCUUCGGACCGCAUCGGACUAACUCGAAUUCUUAGUUCAGUGCCAAAUAUCUUCUAGUCAACAUCAAAAGGGUUCAAAGAUUUUAUUGCUGCGUGUUCGAAAUGAACAGAAAAGGUCCUCCCGUACCACCGAAACCGAAUUUCAAUGGUCAGGUGCAAAAAUUGCAAUCGUCGAUCGAUUUCAAACAGUUCCGGGAUAGUGGAAUCUUAGAAGACGUAAGCGGUAUUCGUAGAAGUGAAUCUGAAAUAUCUAAACUGCAUGUAUCAAGUCCUCAAAGUGUGAGACUGUUGGCUCAACAAUUCGCCCAAAUGCGUCGGAAUUCCGAAAGUGCUAAAGCUAAACCAGCCGUUCCACCAAAACCAACAUUGGCAGUACAAUCAAUUGAAAAGCUUUGUGAUGAAAACAGCUCAGACAGUGAAAAUAUCUACGAAGAUGUUUGCGUAAGUGACAACGACGAAGGAUGUUACCCGUUUGCAUCGUUUGAAGAUCUACCAACUUCAGGCCACCCCAAGAAUGCUGUGGAAGAAUUUCUACAAAAUGAACGAAAAUAUGUUGAUAGGUUACAGCACUACAUCUCUUCUCUGAUACCAAUUAUGUAUCAGCACAACUUGCCAACCGGGCUAAGAUUCCAGAAAAAUAACAUUUUUGCAAACAUUGAAUCAAUCCACGCAAUGCAUAGAGAUGAAUUUUUGCCAGCAUUGGAGCAAUGUAAGAAUAACGCAGAAAAGAUUAUGCACACUGUUGUUGAAUUUAUCGAAAACGAUAAAUUCUAUUGCUAUGUUCUGUAUGCACUAAAUAAACACAAAUCGGGAAGAAUAUGCGAUGCGAAUUCAGAUUACUUGCAGAAUGUCUGCUACGACCUGGACAAAUUUCUUCUAGAACCGGUUCAGCGGUUACCAAGAUACAAAUUACUUCUCAAAGAAAUUCUAAAAGAAAGUGUUAAAUGUAGUGCCAAAGACUCUAUUGGGAGAGAAACGGUCGUCCUAUGCAGAACCGAGACUAUACUUUCACGGUUAAUUGAACUAGUCGACGCAGCAGUAAGCUUAAGUGAUAUAUUACCCUAUAUGGAGUCGCCGUUGCAAUCUACAAAGCUUCAAACGUUAAGCUAUCAGGAGGAUCUACCACUAGCACUGAUUUUAAGGCCUGAGUUGCAAAAAAGUGCCAUACAAAAAGAUCCUAUCAACUUGCUGUAUCAAGGAAGGUUAAGGAGUUUCAUAGAUUUGGAAAUUUACGACUACCAUGAACGGCGCAAGUAUCUGUCGAAAAUAUUCUUUUUCGAAAAAUUACUACUGUACACCGAGAUUCAAAAAGGCAAGUUGGAAUAUCGAGGUCACUACUUUGAUUCGGAGGUAAACUACUACGAAGAAUCUCGUAGCAAAUUGUUGCUUUUCUGCAAACGCCGGGGGAACCAAGAUAUUCUUGUACACUCAAAUCAUGCUUCAGGAUUGGUUUAUUUGAUUGGAUAUGUCGAUAAAAUGCGCGAAAGCUUUGUUCAUAAUCAGGCAAAAGAAUUCUUUUCAGAUAAAAAACAAAAGCGAUCGAUUGGAGUUAACGACUUUAUCGAUACAGGGCAAUCGUCAAACAUUGAACAAGAGUCUCAGUGGAAUUUUGAUGAACACUUGUUCGCGUUAGUCAGAUGCCAGCAACAUUUUUGUCAUGUACUGCACGCAAACUACAAUUUUUAUCUGGCAAGUCAAUCACACGAUGACCGAACUGCGAAGUUUCAAGAGCAUUUCAGGAAAAUGUACGAUUUGCACAACUCUCGAAUACUAUCCGAUUUGUCCAAGUUAAUUAAUCUACUGGAGAUGUGUGAACUAUUUUUAUCGUAUUUGAAGAAUGAAUUGUUACCAUCAAUCUACUACGAUUAUUUAAAGGAGUUCAAGAGAGCGAUCUCGGUGAUUAAUAUUUAUCGCACUCCAGCGACAUUCAACAACAAAGUUGCACCGAAGCCGGAAGACUUUGCUUUCCUGUGUAUCGAUCAUCUAGAAGAGUAUUGCCGGUUCUUCGAAAAAGCUAGCAGCAGAAUGUCUGAAGACAGUAGCACCAACAUUCCAAUCGAUAUGGAACUUUUUCGUCAGCUAGCCAUAACUCAGGCGGAGCUGAACAAAUUUGUUCAUAACGUUCGACAAAACUACAAACUGUACCAUCUGGAUGAUCGAGCGGUCGAUUGCGGAUUGGUGAAGUACAGCGAAGUAAUCACACUGCAAGUAGACGGUGAGGACCUGCGUUGUCGACUCUUCAUCAACGAACGGGCAGUGGUCUGUGUAAGCAUUCAGGUGAUCAGAGAGCACGACAAAAGUGUAGAGAUUUAUGUUAAAAUUGUUUUUAUUGAUAAGUUUUGCGGACGAGGUACUCCUAUGAGAAUGAGACGAAGUAGAAAGACUGAUAUGAGACUGAACUUCGUGAUCGAUAGCGUGACGUACAAAGUGUUUUUUAAUAGCCGACAGGACAGGGAUAGGUUUUACGAUAAAUAUAUAGAUCAUUUUGUUUUGGUAAAAUAA